Messenger RNA from Girardinichthys multiradiatus, 1843 nucleotides. RefSeq names its product synaptogyrin-2-like. The transcript has 4 exons. The record is from RefSeq and is a predicted model, not a curated record. Gene Ontology annotation, cellular component: neuromuscular junction; synaptic vesicle membrane. NCBI's taxonomy places the organism in Eukaryota, Metazoa, Chordata, Actinopteri, Cyprinodontiformes, Goodeidae. Bases 115 to 768 code for a protein of 217 amino acids.
UUAAAAGUUCUCAGGAAGUAGUUUGAUAGAGCUCGAAACUCAUCCCGAACUUUAACAGUAAGAGUUCAUAACUCUUCUUAAAUUAGUCUGACAGGCUUUUAAGUGUGUGAAAUAAUGCAGAGCACUGCUUAUGGUGCCUCUCUGGCCGGGGGGGCCUUUGAUUUUGAAAGCUAUGUGAAGAAGCCGCAGACUGCGCUGCGCGUCCUGAGCUGGGUAUUUUCCAUUGUGGUUUUUGCGAGCAUUACAGCUGAAGGCUACACUAAUCCACAGGAACACAGUGAUCCCCGUUGCAUGUUCAACGACAAUGACACUGCGUGCAGCUAUGCAGUGGGAAUCGGAAUCCUGGCGUUCUUGGGUUGUGUCGUCUUCCUGCUACUAGAUGCCUACUUCCCAAACAUCAGCAGUGCCAAGGAUAGGAAAUACAUCGUCAUUGGAGAUCUCGCCUUCUCAGCAACUUGGAUGUUCCUUUGGUUCAUCUGCUUCUGUGUCCUGGCCAACCAGUGGUCCAAAACCACGGCCCAAUAUAUCAGGGCUGACGCUGCCAGGGCCGUGAUCGCCUUCUCCUUCUUCUCAAUCGUCACCUGGUUUCUUUUGUCCUACUUUGCAUUUGCAAGAUAUCGCGAAGGACUGAGCGAGUUUAACCAGGAUUACAGCGACCCCGUCCACGACCACACUUCUCCGUACCCUCCUGCCCAAUCGAGCUACCAGCAAGAAAGUUUUCCCAGCAGCCAGGGGCAGCAGGGAGAGUAUCAACCUCCAACUUACUGAAGGGCUGAGAUUUACGUGCAUGACUCCUAAUGGGAGGGGGUUCUUCUUAAAAACAAAAAACAUGUACCAGUGGUUUUGUUUAAAAUCAGGGCUGUCCUCAGCACUCCCUUUUUCUUACAUAUUUUUGGGCACUGACUUUUAGUUUGCUGCAUUGUAAUUGUUCGUUGUUCAAUGGAUGUUUUGUUGCGAUGUUUGACAAAAAUGAAAUCGGCGGAGGUUUCUUUUAUUUUUUUUUUUUUCCUCUAAGAGAAAGGAUGAUGCCAAAGUUUGUCGUUCUACCAAAACACCUGUCAUAGUUUCAGAGCUCCCUUUGUUUCAAGUUUGUGUACAAUUAAUUCAUUGUAUGAGCAACUGGUUAGAAUGAAUUGUGCCUUGAGAAAUAAAUUUUUUGAAAAGAUAGACAAGUCAGGUUUUCCUUUGAAUGUGUUCGUGUCCCAUACACUAUUUUGGUAUUCUGAUGUUAAUGUGCAGCUGUUCCACAACCAUAAGUUAUCAGUUUAGUUUAGCAAAUGUUGUUUAAUCAAACAGUAAAUGCACAGAAUAUAAUCAAUAGGUUUCAUUUCGAAUAUUUCUUCUCAAACUACUGUAUUUUCUUUUCUUUUUUUCUGUUAAACAAUCAACCACUGAAAAGCUUAAAUGUUAAAAAACGAUUAUUUUUUUUUUGCACUUUAAGUGAUCUUUCUUCAGCUUCGGAGUAUUUUUUUAUGACUGUAUUCUUUGGAUGUUGAUUGUUUUUUAUUUUGCCCAAAGCUGGUAGGUGGGCAUGUUCUUAGUUUAGAUUAGCAAUUUUUAGCAGAUAUUUCAGACAAUUUUUUUUUUUUUUUUUGUGUGUGAAAAUUUGAAGAUAUAUUUACUAUCUUAUCCAAUCCUGUUUAAAAACAGGUACAUGACAAUCAGAUCACUUUUGUGUUUUAGUCACAUCACAUUCUCCUCUUGAUUGUUUCUUGAUUCUUCAACAUUUCCACGGUUUUUAUUCAAGUAAAUUGUUCAAGUGCCUUAUACAGUGUUCUCUAUCAGAUGGAGUUUGCCAAAUAAAACAAUUGUUCCUGGUUCUCUUGGCCAACCCAGCCCGUAA